UACGCAUAUACGUUCUGAAAAUAUAUUUUCAUUUUUCGAAAAACUGGACACUCGGCGGCUAGAGUCGACUUUUCAUGGACAGUACUACAUGCUUUGAACAAAUUUUUAUUUCUAGAAAGUAGCUAAGGAAACUAGCUAUCGAGCGCUAUCACCCGCAUCCUUUCAAAAGUCUUACUGAACAAGAAAAAAGUAUUAUACUCUCUUGUUCCUUGAUUAUUCAUAAUUACAUUUUCUUCAAAUUUUCUAGAUUAUUUUGAAUUAAUUUAUGAAUGUGUUGAUCAGCGUUUUCAAUUUUUGAACAUCAUAAGUUUAAAUCUGCGUAGUCCUCGUGAACCAGAUAUCGAUUUGGCUAUAUUACAAGCAUUAUUAAACGCAACAAGUGCCUUGGAUUCUGGAAAAGAACACGUUGAACAUAAACUUGAACAAUUACAAUUGGCAUUGGAAUGGGAUCGAGUUGAUAUAGCAAAAAACCAUAUUAUGACAGACGGGCAAGAUUGGUCGAAAACUAAUUUAAAUACCUUAUUUUCAAUCGCACUUGAACGAAAUCAAACAGAAUUUGUUCAAUUAUUUCUUGAUCAUGAUUUUUCAUUAACUGACUUAUUUCAUGAUAAUUCUAAUCUAUUAAAUUUAUAUAUAAAACUAAUAAGUACUCAGACAAAUGAUCCAUUGCGUACAAUUUAUUCUCAAUAUUUGAAGCCUCAAAUUGGUGACUUUUUUGAGAUCGAAGCUGUUUUAAGUUCAUCUACAUACGAUCACGAAAAUUCUGAUAGUAAUGAAUAUGCUAAAUGUUCUAUAAAAUCAUACUCUGACAAAUAUUACCUUGACGAAACUGGUAAGAGACCAACUGAUUUAAGACCAAGUGUAUCAGUGAAUAGUACAAAGUAUAUGGAUAUUGAUAAGGAAUUAUUUAUAUGGUCAGUGUUAUCAGGAAAACACGAAUUUGCUUUGUUAUUUUGGUCACGUUCAAAAAAUAAAAUAUGUGCUGCAUUACUGGCCGUCAGAUUUUAUAAAGAAAAGGCUAAAAAGGAAUUAGAUGAAAAGUUUAAGACAUAUGCUGAUGAAUUUGAACAAUUAGCCGUAGAUAUUCUUGAUCUCUUUUAUAAACAUAAUCCAAAAGAGUGUGCCACCGCAAUGAUUAGACAAAUUCCGUCAUUUGGCAAUUCUACAUGGUUACAGAUGGCUGUGUGUGCGAAAACCAAAUUAUUUAUUUCACACAAAGCUGUUCAAGAUGCACUGAAUAAUAUUUGGUACGGUUAUAUUGAUGUUCAAAAAUGUGAUGAUAUCACCAUUAUUUUUGCAUCGUUUAUGUUAUGGUUUAGUGGAUUUUUAAAAUAUCAUGAUGAACGUGUAAAAGUUGAUUCCAAUAGACCAAAUGUAUUACUGCAUAAAAAAGAAGAAAAUCAUUUACGAUCCUCAUUAUCACAUAAAAAUAAAUCAAACCAAAUUAUCGAUAGUUCAAAAAUGGCUCGACCAAAGGAUGAACAAGGUGAUUAUAUUGAAGAAUUUCGUGCUUAUCCUACAGGAAUUUUGGAUUUCAACGUUGAGAAAAUGAUUGAAAGUAAAAUUACUCGCUAUUUUUCCAAUAUAUUACAAUUUAUGAGAGCGCCCUAUGUCAAGUAUUUAUACAAUUUGUAUUUUCAUGUUGUAUUUUUAAUGUUAUUCAGUUAUAUCAUGUUAUGUGAUUUUUUUCCAAUACGUCAAUUUGAUGAUGAAAUUUCUUGUCAAUCGGCUAAUCUCGACAACGACAAUGAAUAUGAGGCUGAUAAAAUAAAAUCGAGUGAAAAUGCAUUACUUUACACCAAUAAGAUUACAAAACAGUCUACAUCAAAAAUGCAUUAUGGUAUACAACCACCUGAAAUAUUACUUGUUUUUUGGAUAUUUACACUCUUAUGUGAAGAAAUACGACAAUUGUGUACAAUGGAGGCUCAAACAAUUCGUGGAAGAAUUUUCACUUAUUUAUCUGAGAUAUGGAAUAAACUUGAUGUACUCGUUAUAACAUUAUUUUUUAUUGGUUUUAUUCUACGUCUUAUACCCGUUGAAGGAUGUUUUAAUGCAGCUCGAAUUGUUCUUUCUAUUGAUCUUAGUAUUUGGUACAUGAGAACGUUAGAUAUAUUUGCGGCUGUUAAAAGAUUAGGACCAAAAUUAGUGAUGAUCAGCGAAAUGGUACAUGAUUUAAAAUUUUUUGUUAUGAUGUUAACAGUAUUUAUAUUGGCUUUUGGAGUAUCAAGUUAUGGACUUAUUUAUGGUGUACAACCAUUCUCAUGGCAUUUACCUCGAAAAGUAUUUCAUAUUGCUUACUGGCAAAUAUUUGGCGAAUUAAAAAUUUUAGACGAAUUUGAAGAUAGUUAUAAAGCAACAGGCUACACUGUAUUCGUAUUAUUAUCUGCUUAUAUGGCUAUUGCUAGUGUACUUUUGGUCAAUUUAUUGAUAGCUAUGUUUAGCAAUACAUUUGAUCGUUUACAAACAGACACCGAUCGUAUAUGGAAAUUUCAACGAUUUUCAUUGGUUUAUGAAUAUUUGACACGACCCUCUUUACCACCUCCAUUAAUCAUUUUUUCACAUUUAUGGCGAUUUGGAAUAUGGUCAUGGGAUGUUACUACCCAUGAUGUUUGUGCUAUCUGUCGUACACCAUUGAGUGAAUCUUGUUUACGUUGUCAAUCAUUGAAUAAAUUAGAUGAAUGUGUUGUGGUUUGGGGCGAUUGCAAUCAUUCGUUUCAUAACUGUUGUAUGUCGGAAUGGUUAAAACAACGACCACAAUGCCCGUUAUGUCAAACAGAUUGGGUUAUUCAAAGGAUUGGAAAUUGA
Molecule: messenger RNA, 2805 nt
Organism: Didymodactylos carnosus
Lineage: Eukaryota; Metazoa; Rotifera; Eurotatoria; Philodinida; Philodinidae
Source: the annotation of a GenBank genome assembly